AUGUCUGUCCCAUCUCACCUCUAUCUACCCUUCGGGAUAGCGUCGCUGCUCUCUCUGCACGGCCUCCGCAAACGCUCGCUCUCGCCCUCGGGCGCGUUUGCGGCCUUCCUCGUCGGAUUCCUGACUUUUGCGCCGCCGUUGCGCGCCUUCGGCACGUCCCUGAUUGUAUUCUACCUCGUCGGUUCGCGUGCUACCAAGGUCGGCAAGGCGCUGAAGCGAAGCUACGAAGAGGGCUACGAAGAUGCGGGGUACCGGGACUGGAUGCAGGUCUUGUGUAACUCCGGGAGUGCGCUGGUGUGCGCGACGGUCUGGGCGAGCUCUUUCGCUCCGGGAUGGCUGGGAGGGUUAUCAGACCCAUUGGGCAGGGUAAUCGGGGUGAAGCCGGGGAAGGUCGCGUACAAGCCGGAGGAGUGGUGUCCUGUUAGUUCCGACGUCGCAAAUGGUCUUAGCAGGGCUUUGUUGUUCGGCACCCUAGGGCAUUUUGCGUGUUGCCUCGGGGAUACGCUCGCGUCUGAGCUUGGUAUCCUCUCGAAGUCGCGCCCGAGGCUCGUAACCACGUUCAAGGCACUUCUGUUUCACCCAUCGGUUCCUCCCGGUACGAAUGGUGCUAUGUCUACGAUGGGCACCCUCGCGUCGGUGGCAGGCGGAUCGAUCAUGGGUCUCACACUGCUGGCGUCGAUGCUGAUCGAAGUGCCUGCUUGCCGGCGGGGUUGGACCACUCAUGCAACUCAGUUGCUCACAUGGGGCUUUCUCGCCGGGGGCUUGGGGAGCCUUAUGGACUCUUUCCUGGGGGCCACAGUGCAGCGCACGCGCUACUCCAAGUCGCUGAACAAGAUCCUGUCGGACCACUCCAAACUCGCGAAGACUUCCUCGGACGACGUCAAAGUCGUCAGCGGGAUUGGCCUCUUGACGAAUAACCAGGUCAAUCUCGUCUCGUCUUUGCUCACGUCCCUCGUGCUAGCAAAGCUAGCCUGAGUUGAUAUUAGGAAGAUGUGCCGGAGAAGAUCCGGGCGACUGCCUUAGCCGGUCGCAUGAACCGAUCUUCUGACUUGCAUGAGCAUCUUCUUAACUCACGAGUAGUUGCCGGUGCAUAAUCCUCAGGAACAGCAGUGACAUAUACUUAUGAGACAGUUUACGGUUGC
Punctularia strigosozonata HHB-11173 SS5 is the source of this 1142-nucleotide messenger RNA. RefSeq lists its product as uncharacterized. The transcript has 5 exons. The record is from RefSeq and is a predicted model, not a curated record. NCBI's taxonomy places the organism in Eukaryota, Fungi, Basidiomycota, Agaricomycetes, Corticiales, Punctulariaceae. Bases 1 to 975 code for a protein of 324 amino acids. Gene Ontology annotation, cellular component: membrane.